UUUUUUAUGCAUGUAUUGUAUAAAUGAAGCUGAUAAGCAUAUGGGAGAAACAAUUGCAAACGUCCUUACUUCGGUUCCUUUCAUUGUUCUCGGUCUCCAAGCUCCAAGGAAGAACUUGAACUGCAAAAUAUAUGCAAAUUCAUUAAUCGGAGUGGGAGUUGCAUCAAGUGUGUAUCAUGCUUCACAAGGAAAAAUGAGGAAAUAUCUUAGAUGGGUUGAUUAUUCCAUGAUAGCUACAGCCACAGUGUGUCUUUCUAGGGCUAUAAGGAAUGAGAACUCAAAAGUGUUAAUGGCAGCAUCUGCUUUUCUUCUUCCUCUUCAGCCACUUAUGGUUUCUGCUCUUCAUACUGGGAUGAUGGAGGUGGCAUUUGCUAAAAGGGCUUUGAAAGAUCCAGAAUUGAGAAUGGUGCAUAAUGUGCAUAAGAUGUCUUCAUUGUUGGGAGGGGCUCUUUUCAUAGCUGAUGAUUUCUUCCCACAAACUCCAUUUCUUCAUGCUGCUUGGCAUCUUGCUGCAGCUGUUGGCAUUAGCACUUGCAACAAGCUUCUCCAAUAAUUUCAAUUUCAUUCUUUCUAUAAUCCCUACAA
This is a messenger RNA of Impatiens glandulifera, 585 nucleotides long. RefSeq lists its product as uncharacterized. Lineage: Eukaryota; Viridiplantae; Streptophyta; Magnoliopsida; Ericales; Balsaminaceae. The transcript is spliced from 4 exons. The record is from RefSeq and is a predicted model, not a curated record. Bases 11 to 553 code for a protein of 180 amino acids.